AUGUCGCAUAUCUAUGACUUCAGCUUGCCGUCGCUGUCGCUACUGCCAAUUGCCAUCCCCAUCGCCAUCGCCAUCGCCAUCGCCAUCGCCAUCGCCAUCGCCAUCGCCAUCGCCAUCGCCAUCGCCAUCGCCAUCGCCAUCGCCAUCGCCAUCGCCAUCGCCAUCGCCAUCGCCAUCGCCAUCGCCAUCUGCCCGGCAUCAGCAUCGCCGUCCAAAUCAUAA
Aspergillus heteromorphus CBS 117.55 is the source of this 222-nucleotide messenger RNA. RefSeq lists its product as uncharacterized. Bases 1 to 222 code for a protein of 73 amino acids. The record is from RefSeq and is a predicted model, not a curated record. The transcript has 2 exons. NCBI's taxonomy places the organism in Eukaryota, Fungi, Ascomycota, Eurotiomycetes, Eurotiales, Aspergillaceae.